Belonocnema kinseyi is the source of this 2100-nucleotide messenger RNA. Its product is annotated as cell surface glycoprotein MUC18-like. The record is from RefSeq and is a predicted model, not a curated record. Gene Ontology annotation, biological process: cell-cell adhesion. Lineage: Eukaryota; Metazoa; Arthropoda; Insecta; Hymenoptera; Cynipidae. Gene Ontology annotation, cellular component: cell-cell junction. The coding region runs from base 220 to 2100 and encodes 626 amino acids. The transcript is spliced from 13 exons. Gene Ontology annotation, molecular function: cell adhesion molecule binding.
CGUUCCGUCAGGUUCCUGCACUUUCAUCAUCAUCAUCAUCAUCAUCAUCUCAUUUUUCUUCAUCUUUUGAUACUUUUCCAAGCUUCAACUGGAAUUCAGAAGUUUGAAGAAACACCACAGUACACAGAAGUCAAUCCUAGCCAGGAUGCGAAACUCAUUUGCCGUGUCCUUGAUAAGAGGGGUCAGUGCAUUUGGCAGAAGGAUCAAAAGCCAAUUGGAAUGCAUUUGAAGAAAUAUGAAUGGGUGGGUUCGCCCGACGUUGGUGAUUGCUCACUUUGGGUGAGGUCCGCUACUUUGGAAUUUGAUGAUGGUUUAUGGCAGUGUCAGGUCACUGCUAGUGAUUUUACAGCACAAGAUGCUUUGGCCUCGGAACCUGCAAGGCUGGUCGUCAGAGUGAGCCCUCAACGACCACAGAUAGAGUACGCCGAUAAACUAAUUCUACCGGGUAGCAACGUGACAGCCCGUGCAGGUGAAACCGCCACGCUCAAGUGCACAGCGCGCUAUGGGAAUCCUUCGCCUCUAAUUAAAUGGUAUUUGGGCGAGAAGGAGCUGAGGCCAAGUUCUCCUCAGGUAAAUUCAACGGAAAGUGAUAAUCCCCGCACUUGGGCUACAUACAGUGUUUGCAAGAUUCUGGCCGAACGAGCACGUUACGGACAACCAAUUCGCUGUGUCGCUAUUCAUCCAGCAUAUACCAAUCCGAGUAUGUCGUCCAGCACGGAGGUGCGAUUCGACGUUCGAUACGCUCCGGAAACUCGUUUAGAGGGAGUUCCAUUCGGUCAACUGGAAGAGGGUCGAGACCAACUGGAAAUCAGAUGUUUGGCUGAUGCCAAUCCUCCAGCUUCGAUACUUUGGAAACGUACGAAAGGACAAACUUUACCGGAAGUUGCUGGCAUUGGCGAGGCUCUUUCCUUCUCUCCGAUAUACAGAGAUCACGCUGCUGUUUAUAUUUGCGAAGCCUCCAACACCGAAGGAGAAAGCAGUCCAGUUUCCGUUCAAAUAUCCGUCAAUUAUCCACCAAGGAUAAGUUCAGUUGGACCUGAUAGAAGGAAGACAGCUUUAUUGUAUACGGCCGCUUCUUUUGAGUGUCAUGCAGAUGCUAUGCCACCUGCCGAGUACAGAUGGGCUCAAAUUUUUUCCGAUGGGCGGCUGCCUGUAGAAUGUGGAACAGGUCAGCGUUUAGUUUUAACAAACGUCACAUACGACCAACAAGGGCAAUACAUCUGUUUGGCGGCUAAUAAAAUCAAUGGAAACAUCAGAGAAAUUCAAAGUGAUCCGGUUUCUCUACAAGUUGUUGGUGCACCAAAGGUAAUGAAACCAGCGAGUACAGAGAAGUUUCUUGUUUCGACGACGGAAGGGAGCCCAGCUCGUUUGGAAAUCACACUCUGCUCUAAUCCCAGGCCGCGACUCGUCGCCUGGGAAUGGGGAAGCACCAGACUCCACGCUGGAGAAGUAUUGGAACCUCGACAUCGGGCUUUCGACUUAAAACCUCUGCCUUCAGAUGACUGUUAUUUAGCAAUUUUAGAACUAAUAACUACCAUCAGAGAAGAUCAAAGACUGUACCACGUUAUUGUGGAAAAUGAUCGUGGAAGUGAUCGACGAGUUUUGAUGCUCAGGGUCGACGAACCAGGCCAGAUUCCAUUGGUAAUCGGAGCUGUUGCGGGAUUCACCGUUCUCUCAAUAUUGAUAAUGGGCUUCGUUUGUUUUCUGCGUUCUGAUAGAUGCUGUGUCCCCAGAAAUACAGUUCCAGCAAUGCAGCAAGUUCAUUGUACCAAACCCUCAAAUACAAUUAUUGAGGAUCCACGAUUAGCCGUGGAAACAAUGGAACGAGCAGCUCAGCAGUUUGUCCCGGAAAAAAGACAAAAUCACGUUUUGAAGCCUGUUCCGUCUCAGUAUCAUCAGGAUAUUUAUCAACAUGAUCCUCAUCAUCAGCAACCCCAUUAUCAGAGGCAUCAUCAUCAUAGUCAAUCUCAUGGGCCCCAGUAUGCUAUCCAGGGGGAGCAGCUGUUUCUAAAACCAGAUCGUUUAGCGACACUGAAGCCUCACUGCAAGAUCGACAAGCCACCCCAAUAUACCACAUUCAAGCCAAGUUCACGUGAUUGA